AUGACAGCUCCACCACCUGAACUCGUCCAACUUCAAGCUGGAUCUACGGUAAGAAUCAGGGUUACUGUAGUAUUGAAAUUCAACAGAAACAAAUCGAUGGCUUUUUAUAUAAGAAUUUUUGUUGUUUUAAGGUUGAGCGUUGGACAAUAACCAAAAAAUUAGGAGAAGGAGGUUGUGGUGCGGUUUAUUUGUGUUCCGAUGCAACAGGAAAAUAUGCGCUAAAAGUUGAAGGAAUCAGUGAGCAAAUGCAGGUUCUCAAAAUGGAAGUUCUUGUACUUGCCGAAUUGACAAAACGGGGAAGUAGACAUUUUUGUAAAAUUGAGGAUAAAGGACGUUAUGGAAGUUUUAACUAUGUCGUCAUGACAUUGGUCGGAAAAUCACUUCAAGUUAGUUCAACUUUUUCUGUUAGAUGUUAGAAUUCAAAAAUAAAAAAUUAUAGGAUCUCCGCAAAGGAACUCCACAACAAUCAUUGAGUUUGGCUUGCUCUUUGAGUUGUGGAAUUCAAGCUUUGGAGGCUUUGGAGGAUUUGCAUAAUAUUGGCUAUCUUCAUCGUGAUGUCAAACCGGGUAAUUAUACAAUUGGAAGAGCUGAAUUGAACGAAUUGAGAAAAGUUUAUAUUCUUGAUUUUGGAAUGGCUAGAAAAUUCACCGAUAAUAAUGUUGGUUCUUUUGCAUUUAUUUGCAUUUCUAUAUAUAUAUACAUCAUUGUUUUUUACAGGGAGUCAUCCGUAAACCUCGUGCUGCAGCUGGUUUUCGCGGAACUGUUCGAUAUGCUCCAAUUGCUUGUCAUAAACAAAUUGAUCUUGGAAGAAAAGACGAUGUUGAAACAUGGUUAUACAUGCAAGUCGAAUUAACAGUUGGACGUGUACCUUGGAAAGAAUUGACUGAUAUGAAUCAAGUUGGACAAGCAAAAAUUGCAAUUCGAAACAACACCGACAAAAUGUUUGUUUUCCCGUGUCCAGCAAACGAAUUGAAACAAAUCUUGACAAUGAUUGAUAGUUGGGACUAUUUUGCUGAUCCAAAAUAUGAAGAUGUUUAUCGUCUUAUGAAACAAGCAUUGGCAAACUGCGGAAAACCAGAAUUUCCUUAUGAUUGGGAACCAGGACAACCAUUGAAUUGGAUGGUUAAGUAA
Caenorhabditis angaria is the source of this 1131-nucleotide messenger RNA. Lineage: Eukaryota; Metazoa; Nematoda; Chromadorea; Rhabditida; Rhabditidae. The record is from the annotation of a GenBank genome assembly.